Molecule: messenger RNA, 4338 nt
Organism: Trichoderma gamsii
Lineage: Eukaryota; Fungi; Ascomycota; Sordariomycetes; Hypocreales; Hypocreaceae
Product: nuclear migration protein
Exons: 1
Coding region: 1-4338 (1445 amino acids)
Biological process (GO): establishment of mitochondrion localization; microtubule cytoskeleton organization; dynein-driven meiotic oscillatory nuclear movement
Cellular component (GO): cell cortex; mitochondrion
Molecular function (GO): tubulin binding; phospholipid binding
Source: RefSeq, a predicted model, not a curated record
AUGACAGCCUGGACAGACGAUGAGUAUAUGAAUGCGCAUGGCGCGGUCUCGCUGCCUCCACGAGAGUACGUUCCUUACAGAACUCCCUCGACUCGAUCAAGAAAGUCACGACGUUCGGCACGUUCAAUCACUCCCCCGGCGAAGAAGAAGAUAUCGCCGUCUAGGAAUGGAAACGCAUCCAAACGUUCAUCAAAAGAUAUAACGACCGAUGAGCAAAUAAGUAUCCUUGAUCCGCGGCGCUUCACCCCUACGCUACACGCCAACUUAGUGUCUGAGAUCCUGUCACUACGAAGAGAUCAGGAAGAGAAAACCAGAGUAAUUGAGAGCCUCGAAAGCACGCUACAGACAAGCAGAGAGGAACAAGAGGCGUUACAGAACAGUAUCAACGCAUCGUCCAAAGAGACACGCUCGCUACAGCGACAGUUAUCUUUACUGGAGGGUGGAACUUCCUCAGCCUUGGGCGACCUUUCGCGAGAAAGGGAUGAAGCUGUUGACUCUGCAGCCGAUGUUAAAAAGCGCUUGGAGGCUGCUCAAAAGAAAAUUCGCAGCCAAGAGGAAGACUCCCAGCGAGUUCAUGAUUCAUGGGCUGAAGAAAAGGAGAUCUGGGAAGAUGAAAAACGCAAAUAUGAGCGGCGGAUUCACGUGGCGGAAAGCCGCCUCAAAAUAGUGCUUGAUGAGGUAGAGGCCUAUCAGGCUAACCACGUACAGGGAGCUGCCCAGCAGGGCAAUGGGCACGAGAGUGAAGGUGAAGACAGUGGUAGAGAAAAUGAUGCGGCUAGUGUCAGAACAAUGAGUCUCACGAGCAGUAUUCGGUACUCUCUGGCUAACGGACCCGGAUUUUCUCUCAACGGAUUCUCCCUGGCAGAUGAGCUCAAGUUCGACGAUACUGACGAGCAGACCGAUAUUGACGGACGUGACAGUGUCUUCUCGAGCCCACGAGUCGCGAGCCCACGACAACAUCGACGAACAUUUAGUCGCGAGAGUGUCAUUAGCAAGUUCCAUCGGAAGAACAAGAGCAUUGACAGCUUGAAGCGUACUAGCAGCAUCGCACGUGGUAGGGUUUUCAUGAAUCAGUCGGUUCUAGAGGCGCUCGAGGGCGAGGAUGAAGAAACAGAAGGAGAAGAUUCUCGUCCCGCUCUAGCUGCCGCCCCCUUUAUAAAGCCAUCAUACGCUGACGCGGGAGUUCAAUCUAUGCCUGCCUCCGAAAACUCAUACAACAACGCUGAGACCCAGUGCUCCCCUGUCCCCGAGCAUACGUACAGCGAUGCAAGCGUUCAAUGCUCCCCUGCUCCAGCUCCGGCUCCAGCUGCUAAGCCUUUACACAUUGACACAGGAAUUCAAUUCUCUCCUGUUGCUGAGCCUUCAUAUAGCGACGCUGGAAUCCAGUCUUCUCUUGCUUCUGAAAACCCAUACACCGACAUAGGAAUCCAGUACUCUCCUAUUUCUGAACACUCAUACGCCGAUGCGGGAGCUCAAUAUUCUGCACCACCUUCCCCUGUAUUGAAGGUUGUAGAACCUAUCGAGCCGGAAUCCGCCAUCUCGGAAGUAGUUGAAAAGAAAAUGGAGCCAAAGACCCCUCCACGUUCAUCCGAAGUCGAGGCAAAUCAGCGAAAGAAGCGUGUUAGCCUGCCUCUUACCAUCGAAACACCCGCUAUUCUCCAGCGCAUGGUAUCGUCUGCUUCCCAGACAGUUGAGAUUCCUUUGACACCUCCAAAGACGCCAAGUUCGCUGCUCGCCGUCCUUGAAUCUUCGCCUGUUGAAGUCAAAACACCAAAGGUUGAGCCAAAGAUGGUAACCUCGUCUACACAGACUGAGGCUGUUGCUGCUGCAGUGCCGCCUAAGCCGCUACCACCAAUAGACACACGCAUUCCGAGUAUUAGCAUCCAACCGCCAACCAGUCGGCCUGCGUCGCCGCAUACACCCAAGCUACCUCAACAUUUCAAAGACAUCGGCUGCCAAGUUAAUAUCCCUAUUAAAGUGGAUACAGUUGAUUCGUGCUCCCAGACGGAGGCAAUCCAAAUUGACAAGAGGCGGCUGGCCAAUUUACCAGCACAUCUUCAGCCCUCUUCUAUCACCUCACGGCCUACAUCCCCUCAUCCAUCGGGCGUUGCUGUUCUCGACAAGAGUGCUCUUCCUAGUAAUGUACCUCCUCGAAAUCCUCGACGAUUGGAGAGCAGCCGGUAUAGUACCGAACUCCCAUCUUCCCCUAUCAGUUUCUCGAUGGAUGGUCCAGAUGUGCACGAGUUCAAUGAUGAUCUUCUCCUCUCCAACCCACACGCUCCAAUAAUACCGCCUCGUCGAUUCAGCAGCCUCUUCUCCGGCUUCUACACUGAUUCAGAUGAAGUCGACGAAUUUGGAGAGCUAGACUUUAGUGAUUCUGAGUACCGAACAGCUUUAACGGCACCUAGACCUCCGUCCAACUUGAGCCGAACGGGCAAGCGAAGUUCUGUGGGUACAGUGGCGACCUCGCCGGAUCAGCAUUCCAAGCGCUCUGGCAGGACGUCUGCGAGAUCAGUGAGGAGUGACCUGUAUAGUGUUGAAGAAGAUGGUCUUAGAUCCGGCAGGUCCAGUAGGGCCACGGAGAAGUCACCUGUGCCUGCUGCAAGCACAUCGAGCCGUAACAACAACGCUAUACGCAAUGCUACCAUGGCUCAGACUGGUAUGGUCAACUAUCCUACCAUUGUUGAACCUAAGAAUCCACCACCAUUCCCUAUACCAGCCCGAGCGAGUUCACGGCGGCCUUCACGGCAGCCAUCUAUCAGUACUAGUAUUCCAAGUGAUGGACGCAGCACUCCAUCAAACACUAGCUACCAUCGUCGAAGCGGUAGCCGUACUUAUCAUGUCAAUAACGUUCGCCGUGUCCGCUCUGCAAAUCAACUGCCACGCCAUGAACGCCAUCAUAGGACAGGCAGUCGCACACCACCAUUGUCGCCAUCCACUGAAGCUCCUGACAGCCCUGGUCUCCCUCCCAUGCCUCGAAAUGACAUUACUACGCCGCAUAGGGGCGAAGACAGCAGCUAUAGAAAACAUCGCCACCAAUUAUCCAACAACACAGUUGUGACCGCCAACACAGAAGCCGCGUCACAGACGAGCUCACAAUCACCGGGAGUGGUGGAUGCGAUUGCCCAGACUAUGGUUGGAGAGUGGAUGUUUAAAUACGUUCGCAGAAGAAAAUCGUUUGGUGUUGGAGAUAGUGCGCAUAAAGACGAAAACAGCAACGAUAGGCACAAGCGAUGGGUUUGGAUAGCGCCUUAUGAGAGAGCUAUUCUGUGGAGCAGCAAGCAACCGUCUUCUGGUAGUGCUCUGUUAGGGAAAACGGGCCGCAAGCUGGCCAUCCAGUCGGUACUUGACGUCAAAGACGACAAUCCCUCGCCUAGGGGCAUUACUACACCCAUCUUCAACAGAUCAAUCUUGAUCCUCACGCCGCAGAGAGCCCUCAAGUUCACAGCUUCCACAUCAGAGAGACACUACCUCUGGCUGACAGCUUUAUCCUUCCUAGCCCAUUCUUACCAAGCAAUCCCUGACGUUAUAACUCCUCAGCCACAGCAACACCUUUCAGUUAAACAGCGGCCUCUUCCGAAUUUUGAACCACCAAAGCCUACCAAGCUUUCAAGAGGCGGGAUCCGAGAUUCCAUCCGGCUAGCUAAAGGUCGGGCCGUUGCGCCAAAGGCCGAGCUGGCCAGCAUGCCCAGCAUUCCUGAUGUCCCGACAUUGAGAAUGGGUGAUGUAGCCAGCUUUAGAGUGGCAGAAUCCGUAUCCGGGCCUGGACACGCUAGGGAAGAAUCCGUGGACGCUGCCCAGCCACCCAUGAUACGUCGCUUCAAUAACGAGCGUACAGGCCAUAACCAGACGCAUCACGGCCGCAAGCGAAGCAAUACGGGAGGCAAUGUACACCCGCCACUAUCCUUCCGAGGCUUCUCACCAUCUCUGGGUGAGAGCAGCCACCAUUCUACAAACAGCACAGCCGGCGCCAGUAUUGAUACUGCUGGCUCUUCUGAUAUAUACGCUUCCCAGGGCUCUACCAUUGGAAGCUGGGGCAUAGCUCAAUCAUCCGUGUCGGCAGUGUCAUCACAAGGCAACUUCUUUGAUGCAAUCGGCACUGUGCGAAUGGAAGCAUUCAUUAGCCCUCAUGCUCACCAACAAUACGAUGAAUACCCUGAGGGUGACUAUAGAUCGCUUGCACGGAAGAAGAGCAAGGAAUUUCGCCGACGUACGAGCCGGCAUCGACGUCGAGCCCAAAUGUCUAGAAGUGCGCGAGGAUCUGAUGAAUUCUUUAACGGAAACAAGACAGCGGGAGAAGAAGACUUUUUCCAAGACGAUCCCUUUAGCGGCUUUUAA